Strongylocentrotus purpuratus (purple sea urchin) is the source of this 1035-nucleotide messenger RNA. It is a transcript of the gene mak16, whose product is annotated as protein MAK16 homolog A. Gene Ontology annotation, biological process: maturation of 5.8S rRNA; maturation of LSU-rRNA. Gene Ontology annotation, cellular component: nucleolus; preribosome, large subunit precursor. The transcript has 7 exons. The coding region runs from base 81 to 998 and encodes 305 amino acids. The record is from RefSeq and is a predicted model, not a curated record. Lineage: Eukaryota; Metazoa; Echinodermata; Echinoidea; Camarodonta; Strongylocentrotidae.
CUAAUUUUAUCCUGUUUAGUCUGCCACAUGUUCGGCUGUCCUUUAAAUUUUCGUGAUAAAUUCUUGCGUGGUCAGGCAAAAUGCAACACGAUGACGUCAUCUGGAGCAUCAUCAACACGACCUUCUGUUCUUUCAAGGUGAACACCAAGGUCCACACACAACAGUUCUGCAGGAAUGAGUACAACCUGACCGGACAAUGCAAUCGUGCCUCCUGCCCUCUCGCCAACAGCCAGUAUGCCACGGUCAGAGAAGAGAAUGGUGUCUGCUACCUGUAUAUGAAGACCAUUGAGAGGGCGGCCUUUCCAGACAGGUUGUGGGAGAAGGUUCGUCUGUCCAAGAACUAUGAGAAAGCCCUCGUCCAGAUCAACAGGAAUCUCAAGUUCUGGCCGGGCUUCAUCAAGCACAAGUGCAAGCAACGCUUCACCAAGAUUACCCAGUACCUGAUUCGCAUGCGCAAGUUGGUGCUUAGGAGACAAAAAAAGAUAGUGCCCCUUGCUAGGAAAGUUGAGAGGAGGGAAUCAAGGAGAGAGGAGAAGGCCCUGAUUGCUGCUCAACUGGACAAUGCUAUCGAGAAGGAACUACUUGAUCGAUUGAAGUCCGGAACGUAUGGAGACAUUUACAACUUCCCAUCUCAUGCUUUUGAUCGAGCACUUGAUGGCGAGGAAGAAGAGGAGGAAGAGACAGAAGCAGCCGCAGAGAGAGAAGCCGCUGCCGCUGAAGAGGAGGAGGAAUUAGAAACUGAAUACGUUGCUGAUGAAGACUUCAUUGAGAGCGACCUCAGUGAUUUUGAGGACAUGGAUAAACUAAGGCCCCAGGGAUAUAACUCAUCAUCUUCAGACGACGAUGAAGAUGAAAGUGAUGAUGAACUAGAGAAGGAAAAGGCCUCUUCAUCAAAGAAGAAAGUCACGUCAAGGAGGAAACACGCCAGGGUCGAAAUAGAGUAUGAAGAGGAGUUGGAUCAACCAUCGACAUCGAAAAAGAAGCUCAAAAGUCGAUGAAGACUGAUAUUGAUUUUUUUUUGUUGUUGGAUUUUUU